Molecule: messenger RNA, 1605 nt
Organism: Penicillium coprophilum
Lineage: Eukaryota; Fungi; Ascomycota; Eurotiomycetes; Eurotiales; Aspergillaceae
Product: J domain-containing protein
Exons: 1
Coding region: 1-1605 (534 amino acids)
Biological process (GO): protein refolding
Cellular component (GO): cytoplasm
Source: RefSeq, a predicted model, not a curated record
AUGUCCACACCACCAGAUAUAGACCCAUAUGCAGUGCUUGGUGUCGCCAAGGAUGCCACCAUCCCUGAAAUCAGGGCCGCUCACCGCAAGCGGGUUCUCAAGUGCCAUCCAGAUAAGAUUCAAGAUGAGUCGCAGCGGAUUGCUGCUCAAGAUGAAUUCCAGAAAGUCCAACAGGCCUAUGAACUGCUUUCAGACGAUGUCCGACGGACCAAAUAUGACCAAAAAGUCAAGAUAGCCGAGUUAAAGCGUGAACUGCUGGAACGCAGACGAACAGACUCUACCUACAACUCUCCGCGGGGGAGUGGAGCCAGCACUCGCGAAUUCCGCAAUGGCCACUAUAUGGAGGAGAGGGUCCCGAUAGAAGUUUUCUUUGAGGAAGAAUUACGAUUCACAGAGGAACCACGCUCCACGACGGCUCGUAAAUGCGAAGAGUUUGGCCUGCGCCCAAAGACGAAACCGACGGAAGAUAAGAAGAAGACUCGGACACCGAUGAGCACGUAUCACCAAGCGAAAGAAGAGCGAAAGACGGCCAAGGCAACACAUUCCGACCGUGAAAAGACACGCGAUCAGGAGCGACGGCGACAGGCCGAGGCAAAGCGCGAUACUUUUGGAUGUCAUGCAGAAUCCGACGAGGAUACAUCUGAUUCUAGUGUUCCCCACUACCAUACCAGACGUGCUUCCACAACGCCCCGCCGAGAGCGCGACUCACGACCCCGACCAUCGGACUCUUCACGCCGCCGUGAGCACCGUUACGGCGAGGAUGACGAUACAGACGAUCACUGGUCCAAGCUUGAUAAUCAGUACUUCAAGGCAGAGGACUAUAUCGCAUCCAAAGUCCAGGGUUCCAAGUCCCCACGACGGCACCAUGGUCACGACUCGGCGGAACCAGAGUUGUCCGGGUCGCGAUCCGCGGGACGGUCCACCCGUACCCGUCGUUCUUCAUCGCGCGAUGAUUCUUAUGAGCACCUGGAGUCGCCUCGAACCUAUGAUGUCAAGCCACCUAAAUUGCAACCCUACGCAACCGCUCCAGGUAUUAUGGGAUCUUUCCGUCCGUCAUUCCUCAGUACCCGCUCUGCAACCACCGCUGGCUUCGUUCGCCCAAAGCAGACUCGAGAAUCAACACUACACGAAAUGAGCCGUGAGCGAGUGCCAUCGCGACCUUCCAGAAUGCGCGAGCGCGAAGACUCGGGCUAUUCCAGUCCCAGUACCCCUGAUGCGCUUCCAAGGGGCAGUUCUCCCAAGACUUCAUUCCGUUACAAGGUUGUCAAGGAACCAGACCACAUCAUUGUAGAACCGAAGUCGUCAAAGUACCGCUCGGCGAGGUCUCCUGAUCGGGAGCGCAUACCCUCUACACGACAGACACCUAAGCGAAGCAGUACCUACACCACGGAAGCCUUGCCCCGUUAUGAAACUCGGUCUGCGCGCCCUUCUUCUCGUCCCCAUCCGGACGUCGAAUAUAUUCCCCGCCCGAGCGGGGAUGAUAUCAAAUACGCCAGGGCAUACAAGCGAGAUGAUGUCACUUACUCGCCGAGACGCCCCUAUUAUUCUUACUACGAAGAGGACGGCCGUCCUCCUGCUGUGGGGAGACGCCAGUCUGUUAAUUAA